This is a messenger RNA of Lathyrus oleraceus (garden pea), 564 nucleotides long. RefSeq lists its product as uncharacterized. The coding region runs from base 1 to 564 and encodes 187 amino acids. Lineage: Eukaryota; Viridiplantae; Streptophyta; Magnoliopsida; Fabales; Fabaceae. The record is from RefSeq and is a predicted model, not a curated record. The transcript has a single exon.
AUGGAAGCUUUGGCGGCUGCUCAGAAUCAACCACCCCCUCCUCCUCAGACUCCACUUCAGAGGACCGUGAUUUCCGAGAUUGUCUCUACGCCUAUCUUUGUGGAUCCCGUUAGUGCUCCGCAGUACCACAUGCCUUCUGGUUUCCCUUGGGGCAUGCCUCAUAACUUUGUGCCUGAGGGGUAUCAAUCUGCUGUUGAAGUUCCUAUGGCUCAACCAAUGAUGUCAAUACCACCUCUUGUGGUUCAUGUUGUUCCUUAUGUUGAAGAACAUGACUUUCAUGCUUACCAGAGCGAGUCUGUUCAUGUUUAUGAAAGAAUGGACGAGUUUCAAGAUCAAUUUCAAGCUAUGCAUAAAGAAAUUCAAGCUUUGAGGGGGAAAGAUCUAUUUGGGAAGAAUGCUCAUGAUCUGUGUUUGGCUCAUAAUGUGAAGAUUCCAUACAAGUUCAAGGUUCCAGAUUUAGAAAAGUAUAAAGGCAACUCUUCUCCUCUGAGUCAUUUGGUGAUGUACGUUCGUAAGAUGUCAACUCAGACUGACAACCAUCAAUUGAUGAUCCACUACUUUUAA